Messenger RNA from Porites lobata, 12060 nucleotides. The record is from the annotation of a GenBank genome assembly. NCBI's taxonomy places the organism in Eukaryota, Metazoa, Cnidaria, Anthozoa, Scleractinia, Poritidae.
AAAACAAAAUGGCGACCUGGAUAGGUGAGCGGGAAAAAAAGUUGGUGUUGUUUACUUGGAGACGGACGGAUAUUGGCUGCAAAAUGGGAAUUUCUCUUAAUUAAUUACUGCUACUUUGCUUUAAUCUGUGAGACCACAGCUAAAAACUUCGAUGGAGAUACGGUUGAUGCGAAACACCAAACAGACAGAAGCCGCUACAUUAAGCUGAUGUUUUUUCAGCUCGGGCGGCGUAGCGUCCAGACAUCGUGAUGAGUAAGCUGAAUUUGACUUUAUACGAGUGUCUUCAGCAAGUUUCAUUAGAAAAGUACCAUGGCAAGUUUACUGCACGUGGUAUUUUGGACGUUGAUAGUUUGCUGUCGCUUACAAUGCAAGAUUAUCCUGCCUUGGGUAUUUCCUCAAUGGCGGACCGACAGAACCUUUUCUACUUGAUUCAGACGAUAAAGACAAUGCAGGUGUCCUCUUCCCAGAGAGGGCUGUUACAUAAUGGAACGAAGAAUGAACGUUUGGUACCGAUGGAGGGGCCAGCGGCGGAGAAUAAGAAAGGUAUAAUAUAAAUAUUGGAACAAACAAAAUGCAUGAGCAGAGGGGAGUUCCAUUCCAUUUAAAACCAGCACCCCACCUAUCAUUAAGGGAUAAAUAUGAUGUUCACCCUCACACUGAAAGAAGUAAAACCAAAGUGAAGGCCAUGGCUGUCCAUAAGAUUUCAACUUGCCAGGUGUAUGCAGUUAGUUGCUAGGAAAUUGAACAUCUAGGAAAUUCUUUUGGCUCUAUUUUCCCUUUUUUCCUGCGGAAGUCGUCGGGUUUUUGCAUAUAGCAGCUGGGGGAAAUCCCCUGACCCCACUUUAGCUACAACUCUGGCAGACACCCCCUUCAGGCAAAAGUAGUUGUUUGUCCCAACUCAGUAACCUGUUCAGGAUUACCUGUUUCUUCCUUUAUGGCAGUGGAGGAGGUUGGGGGUGGUAGUGGCGGGGGGGUAUUAAAUGGGAUGUCUCAUCGGGGAGGGUAGCUGAAACUGAUUCAAAUAAUAUUGCAUUGAAAAGUUGCAAUGCUACAAGAUCUCCUUAGGGUAAUUCCCUUGUUUUGCACUACCGCACAUAAUAUUGCAACUUCAAAGGUGGUGGUACCGUAUUCGAUUAACCACCCUGGGCGCUUAUUGAAUUUUUGGACCUUGAGAGUGGGCGCUUAUUCGAGGUGAGCGCUUAUUCAAGGCUGGGCGCUUGUUAAAUUUUCACCAUUUUCAGCAAGUGUAGUAUGUUUAUUUUGCAACAAAACAAUAAACACUAAUAACAAAACGCGAAGAAGUAACAAAGCAAGGUUUCUGUAGUAUAUUCUGAAGAAAACUCCGUCCUCGGGGAAGUCUCUAAUUAGAAUUUAUUCACUCAAGUGGGUGGGGUGGGGGUGAGCGCUUAUUUGAGUCUGAUUGGGAGGAGGGAUUGGGAUUGGGAUUUGGCCUUUAGGAUGGGCGCUUAUUCUAGGUGGGUGCUAAUUUGAGGUUGGGCGCUUAUUCGAAUAAAUACGGUAAUUUUCACUGGUUGUCUUUGGCUCGAUUUCACCAUCUCCCGGGUCCAGUCUUUGAUAAAAAAAGAGGAAACAAAGGCUCCUUUUCUAGUCCAAGUGCUUUUAAUAGCGAUAUUGAUAAAUAUAUCCGGCUAAAAUGGUGUUAUCCUUCCCAAUCCCUUCAGGCAAAAUUAUCAUUUGAAGCCAAAAUUGUCCCUUUGUUGUCUUUUUGCAAUGAAACAAGAUUGGUGACUCCCCUGUUUUGUUUGUGUUUUUCACUCAUUAUGGCUACACAAAAAAUAAAUCUUAAGGGAAAAAAAACCUGGAUAGCAGAAGUUGCAUGUGUAAAUUUUAAGAUAUGAAUUAUGUUAAACUCCACAUUUAGGGCCACAGAGAAGUAUGAAAUAAUGUUAAACUGUCUGUUUCUCUCCAUUUUUUCAAGAUCAGGUAAUUUUAAGCCAUUGUACUGAAACAUUAUGGCCCAGACAAACCAACGGUUCUUAGGUUUUAGUAAAAUUCAUAGUUUUUGCUUUAUGGUAAGAUUUUUUGACAGGUGUUCAAGCUUUGAACAUUUUUGCAAGCAACAAGGAAAAAACACUCAGAAUUCUGGGCACACAAGGCGAAAACAAGCACAGUGACCCCAACCUUUUAUCGCAGUUUUUGAAUGUCCUACAUAUGGCUGACAAUUGUGCCAAGUUUGAAAAAAAUCUGGAUAGUACAUCCUUUUCAAGGGAAUUACCUUAAUUCCAAAUCUAAAUUGUUCCUAUUGUUUAUAGCAUGGUAACAGUAUUUAUUUAUAUAAAUUAUUUAUAUUUUAGACAAGAAGACAGGUGCAAAGAGACCACGAGAGGCUACAGAAAGAAGCCCAGUAGCCGUCAAGAUAAAAUCAAAAACAAAAGACAAUUCUUGUGCAAGUUCUUCAAGGCCAUCCACUAUGUCAAGGUAAAAAUGUUGUAAGUUAAGCUCUUUAAAACCAAAUGGGAAGAAUUUUGCAGUGGAUGUUGCUUGUCCGACCAUACUAAUCCGAUUUAAUCAUGUCUCAGAUCAACAGAGUAUGCUGCAGGAUUUUACAACUAUGGUGUUCCUAGUUAUAAACCCAAGCAAUCACCAAUCAAAAGAGUCCAUUCAAGAUCAGAUUUGGGUCCAUCAAGAAUACAAGUGUGUGUUCGUAAGCGACCCCUAAGCAAAACUGAGUUGAUGGGCAAUGAGGAAGAUGUAGUCAUGGUGACUGAUAAGAAUACAGUUGUGCUUACAGCACCAAAACUUGCAGUGGACCUAACAAAGUAUACUCAAAAGGUACAAUGCCCUUCAGAUAACAAUGGAAUGAUUAAACUCUUUGCCAGUUUUAUAAGCAUGGGAACUGUUGCCUUAAGAAGUGAGCUAGGAAAGGCCUGGGGCAGUCUAAACACAUCUGUAUCCAUGAUAAUUACCUAAACUACCUGACUUGAUACUCCCUACAGCAGUAAACAGCCUCUUGGAAGGGGAGGGUGAGGAUUGAGAAUCCACAAAGAUUUGCUGAUAGGAGUGAUACAGUGUUCUUGAACAAAUUUAGACUGAAACAGGGCCAUUCAAAUACCUCUGUCAUGAACUGUAUAGUAUUGAGUGGAACCUACACCUUUGUUUACAAGUGUUGUAGGUCUUCUGUGUACAAGACAUCCGUCUAAGCCAUAUUGAAAUAUCUAGAUUAUAAUUGCUUGUGCUCUUGGUUGCAAUAUUGAAAAUGGAAUGUUGCUGGCAGACUUGUUGCUUGUUUUGAUACUCUUAGUUACUUAUAGUCACUUCUAGUUGACCAAUCUUCCACAUUUUAAUUCCUGUUGUUCUUUGUUUUCUAGUAUCAGUUUGUAUUUGAUGAGGCUUUUGAUGAACAUUGCAGCAACAAAGAUGUUUUUCAAAGAACUGCUCAGCCACUCAUCAAGACAGUUUUUAACAGGUUUUUAAUUUGACAUUAUUUUCAAGUACAUCAUAAAUAAGAAAACAGUGUCACCUCCCAUACUUGUAGAAGGCCCCUAACAAAAGAGUUACUCAUGUCUGUAUUGAUGGCUAAUCCUUUAAGUCCCCAAAGUGACCAAAAUCAAUUUUCUCUUGUUAAUUUCAAUUCAUUUAAACCAAGAGAAAAGGUUUUGAGAACUAACAAAAUAAUCACCAAAGAGAAAAUGUUUUCAUUGAAAUUCAGUCUACUAGUUCUUUGUGGAAAUGUAUGGAGAUCAGUCUAUAGAAUUUCUAUGUGGAGUUAGGGGCCUAAAGGAUUAAUAUCUUACCAGCCCAUUCCAUUAUUCGGCCUCUUUUUUUCCUCCUGCACUCACCUGAUCUCUGAAUUUCCUCUUCUACACAAACCUUGUUUACAUUUUCCACCUUUGUUAUUGUACAUGUAUCUCCAAGAGUACCUGCCUUACCUCCCUUCUUUCCACCUCCUUUCUAAUGACUUAAAAUACCUAAUGUUCUUCUAUCAGACUUCACCAACCUUGCUCCCUUCUUUAUCCCACUUACAUUCAGUGUUUAAAUAUGCUUUCCUUCUUCUCAGCCACAGGGUUCACACAGUCUUGAAAAGUCCUUGAAGUUUAGGGGAAGUCCUUGAAAAGUCAGUGAAUUCUAUUUUUCCUUGAAAAGUCCAUAAAUUUCUAUGCAAAUCCUUGAGACGUCCUUGAAUUUUCUUUAACUUUGAAUGUAGUGGCCUGGAAAGUGUUUUUUUGCUGCAUUUUGGUUGUCUGAGACAGAAUAUGAAUCGUAGGUCAGAGAAUUUAAAGGUUAUUUACACAAAGUGGUCAAUGUUUUAUGUAAUAAUUAGCUAUCAAUUUAAGACAAGUGAACUGACAAAUGUAGAGAAGUUGGUGAAGCAAACAAUUCAAGCCUUAAAGCCUUAUUAGAAUAGACUGGGGAUGUACGUUAGUAGGUGGUCCUUGAAAAUCUAAUGUGGUCCUUAAAAAGUCCUUGAAAAAUGGUAGUAAUUUUUUGUUUGAACCCUGACUACCAUCUACCUACCUGACACCGCUCUCCUCUACCUCUCGUCGUACUUACUCCUAACAACUCCCUUUGGCUUUCAAUCACUUUUUCUUCUUUCCUUCCUCCUGCCUUUAGUUAGUUACUACAUUAUUCCUUUAAGAUUUACCUAGUGUAGUAGUGAACUUCUGGUGGUGAUGCUGAGGUCACAGCAAUCAUGUCACCAAACUUUCUCACUGUUUUUCCAGUUUGUAACCAGCCCAAGAUCAGGCAUCAUUAAAAAUGUGAACAUUUUUCUCUAAUAAGUUUGGAGAACUUUUGUUCUCGCUACAUUGUGCAACAGUGUUUAUUAAAAUGCCAUCAGAUAUAACAACCAACCAAACUGACUUUCUUUCUCCUUUCCUUCCUUCCCUCUUUUCUUCACCCUUUUCCUUUAAUCCCUAAUUUAGCCAUCCUGUUAAUAUUUCUUUAUUAAUAUAAUUCUUCUUUUUUAUUUUUUGCUCUUUCUCUCCCUCCUAAAUACAUCACUUCCUACAACCCUUGUACAUGUAUUCUUUGUCCCUUGGCCAAUAGAUUUUGAAUAUCUAAUUUCAGGGGUAAGGCUACUUGUUUUGCUUAUGGCUGCACUGGAAGUGGAAAAACCUUCACCAUGCUGGGAAAUGAGGAAGUACAGGGAAUCUACAUCCUGGCAGCCAGUGAAAUAUUCACAAAAUUGCAUAAUGAAACUCAUGGCAAAGGAUUGGGAUUAUGGAUCAGUUUCUAUGAAAUUUAUUGUGGACAGCUGUUUGACCUGUUAAAUGGGAGAGCAAAGUAUGUAUGUUUUGGACACCCAGAAAAAUAUAAUAAAGUUUACAGAGGUGACCGUAAGAAAAUGAUCACUGUAAAAUUUGUGUCUGCUACAGUACAUGGACAUGUUUGGUUACAUGGGAAGAUUUCAAUAUUCAAGAUCAACAAAAACUGGAUCAGAUCAACCCUUGUAACCUCAUGCCAACAGCAGCCUUUGUCAUUCAGGGCCCCAGGUAGGUGAGGUAACCUGCUUUGGUGGGUAACCCACCUGUCCACAUAAUCUCUAAUUUUAAUUUGAUCACGUUUACAUGAUAGGUGGGAUGACCCGCUGCAUGUUACCGCACCUAUCUGGGGUCCCCCACCUCCAUGUAAACAGGCCCUUAGUUACUUACAGGGAUUGAUGUGAUCCAGGUUUUGUUGACGCCUAUGAUUUUCUUAAGGUGGUUCACACAAUAACAGCAAGAAAAAUGCAAAAGCAAAUUGCGAGCACCAUGCUUGCUGACAUACAUGCACUGGCCUUUAAGCCAGUUUUUUGUGAACAAAGAAAAUACAUUUUUGCAUGUUCAAACUGCCUCAAUGUAAAUGCAAACAUUGGUGGCUGUUCAAAAAUGGCAAAUGUUCCCUUUUCAAUAUGCUUGCACUUGUACUUACAUAAACAAGUCAAAAGACAGCCUUUCAUAGCAGCCGUGUUACAUGUUUUCUAUAUGUUUUGCAGGUUAUUUGCAAGAGAAGAUGCCAAUCACCAAGUGUGCAUAGCUGGAUUGACUGAGCGGCAUGUUCACAAUGUAGAAGAAUUGAUGGAGGUAUAAUAAUGAUAACAAUAAUACAAACUCUAUAACUGGAUGCUUUUGAGCUUUUACUGAGCAUAUACUAACUUGAAAAGUGAUCUCCAAGAUCAUAACAAAUUUUAACACCUGUUUUAACAACUGACGAAGUUGUUUCUGUGCAGGUUAUAGAAUAUGGUGGGGGAGUACGAAGUACUGGAGCUACUGGUGUUAAUUCUGACUCUUCAAGAUCACAUGCCAUCUUACAACUGGAUGUAAAAGUUAUACGCAAUGAGGAACAUGUUGGAAGGUAUAUUUUAUCAUUGUUCUUCUUCUUCUUCUUCUUAUAAUAAUUAUUAUUAUUAUUGGAGUCAUGCUCUUUCCUCUUAUGGGACCGAGUUCAUUCCAUGAAAAGUCUCAUUACUUGAUGGAUAGUGACCUCCUGAGUAUGUGAGCAGUCACAAGGAGUACAAUCUUCUGAUGAUCUGUUAUUCUGAUGUUUCCUGGGAUCUUUCUGAUGUAGUUUUCAGUCCGCUCCUUGACAAGGCCGAGAGCACCAGAGACCACUGGGACAGUUGUUGUUUUAGUUUCCAUGGUUUCUCGAUUUCUAUUUUGAGAUCCUUGUACUUCGGAAGUUUUUCUACUGUUUUAAAGAGGUGUUUUUUUUCAUAUCAAUGAGCAGCCAGGUCCUCUUCUCCUUGUCUUUUACUACCUUGUCUGGCCUGUUUGCCUUGAUCUCUUUGUCUGUCUGGACUGGCAUGUCCCAGAGUAUUGUCACUUUAUUGGUAAAUGGUCUUUUCUCUGUUCCAAAGAAUUUUGAGUCCCACAUACAUUGCUGAAAGUUUAUUUCCUUCUAUACAUGUUAUUCUCACAGGUUUUCAUUCAUUGACUUGGCUGGAUGUGAGCGUGCAGCUGAUGUCACAGAUACUGACAAGCAAACACGGGUGGAAGGAGCUGAAAUUAACCAGAGUUUGUUAGCUGUAUGUUAAUAAGAACACAUUCAAUAUUUAAUUUAUUUUUGAAAAAAAUAUUCUCCUCUAUGCAUUUGUUAAUAUACAAAUUUCCCUGAUAUUUCGUUCUUUUUUCAAGUUAAAGGAAUGCAUCAGAGCACUGGAUCUGGAUUCAAAACACACGCCAUUUCGUCAAAGUAAACUCACUCAGGUAGCUAUUAAAUAAUUUAAUAUUCAUUUUAACCUCACUAACAAUAGUUGACAUUAAUUAGCAGAAUAUUAUGCAGACAAUAUUCAGUUGCAUCUAAAUCAAGAUUUAGAAAAUGUUCACAAUUGGCUGAGAGCAAACAAACUUACUCUAAAUAUGACUAAAACCGAAUUUAUGCUUAUCGGAUCUAGGCAGAGGCUAAGUACUCUCACAGAGUCCCCGACAUUUACAAUUAAUGAUUUUGAAGUUAGCCAGGUCACUACUGCAAAAUCACUUGGAGUGACCAUCGAUGACAGACUUGAUUGGAGUGGCCAUAUCGAGAAAGUAACAAAGAAAGUCGCUUCUGGUAUGGGGCCAUAAAACGAAUAAGGCACCUUGUCCCUCAGGCGACCUUACAACUAAUAUAUCAAGCUUUAAUACAGCCACACUUUGAUUAUUGCAACAUUGUUUGGGGAAACUGUGGGAUAACCUUACAGAAUAAGGUUCAAAAGCUACAAAACAGGGCAGCCUCUGGAACAGUCUUCCUUGUAAUUGGAAGCAGAGUCCCUUGGGCAAUUUAAACGACUACUCAAAGAACUGUAAGGCACGGCAUUCGUGGAAAGCAGCUUUUUUAUUUAAAUAUUUUUAUUAUAUUAGUAUUAGGCAUUUUUAAAGCUGACGAAUUUUGUACCGUGGAUAAAUAAAGAUUAUCUAUCUAUCUAUCUAUCUAUCUACUAAUUGGGCGGAGUGAUUUUUUUUAUCUCAAUGAAUGUAAAAAUAGUUUUUCUUACAAAUAUAAAAUUUCAUUUUCACAUGCUAUAAUCUUUUGUACUUUUCAUCUCAUUUUUUACACAGGUUCUGAAAGAUUCCUUUAUUGGAAACUGUCAGACUUGUAUGAUAGCCACUAUAUCACCCAAUAAAUCUUGCAGUGAGAACACCCUUAACACACUCAGAUAUGCUGACAGGUAAGCUCAUAUAAGUAGAUACAGGAUAUAAGUAAAUACAGGAUAUUUUUGGUAAUCCUUUUUUGUGUCCCUUAUAUUUUUCAAAAACAAGUGCCGGAGGGAAGUUUUGUUUCAAAAAGAUUUCCUUAUAGUUGUAAAUUUAGCUAUGAUUAAUUUUUACAAGCCCCUGAUCCGGAGGGUUUUUUUAACGGUUUGGGGGCUUAUUAUACAUGGAGGGGCUUAUUUUCAGAAUUUUACAGUAGUUAGGCUGUGUGCAAAAACAUCCUACUCUAAAAAGGAAUAAGAGAGCCAGCAGGGGAAGUUUGCAUGGAGGCCUUCACUGUUUUGAGUGAAUGUACGGUCAGGGCUAGACCUGUUCAGACCACCUCCUCAGAACAGACACCUCUUUAAAACCACUUAAUAAUUGUAUGCAUUUUCCCACUUAUUUGUUCAUUCUUUUGUUUCCUCAUCUUAUCAUGUCAUUGAUAACCUCCACCAUUGCCCAUCUCGUCAAUAUAAAUCAGGCAUAUUUUCCAGUUGCAAGUUUCUUUUACUGGAAUUCUUAACGUAGAAACCUCUGAAAUGAUGGUGCCAGUUCUCUUAUCAUAUUGGCCAAAAUUCCCAGUCAAAAAACUUGUGGUUUGGUUUUGUGUGUUUUGACUAAUUCACCUCAUUGACACAUACUGCAGAGUGAAAGAGUUGAAAAAAGGCAUACCAGUCACCUCGCCAUCAGCUCCUCGACCACUGACUGUACCUGCAACUAUGCCUGAAAAAGACCAGCUGUUCUGUGAAGACAAGAACAAAGCUUUACCAGGAGUGGCCAGAAUUCAGGUAUUCAAAAACAUCCCAAGGUGCAUUAUUGAAUAGUAGUGAAAGUUCCAGAAUUGUUAAUUUUUUCUACAUAUGGUUCUUUGUAAUUUGUAUAAACAGCUGGGUAAUUUGUUUUUCAUUUAUUAUAUUUUAACCAUUCCAUGGCUUCAACUCCCAUGAGGCAAGAGCUGGUACAAAAUAUUAUGUUUGUGUAAAGUGUAGUUAUUCAUUUUGUUAUUUUCAAAGUGUUAUCCCAAGAGAUCAUGAAAGAAUAGCAAAAAUCUCAAAUGUCAUCAGAAUAUUCAAAUGAUCAUUACUUUGAUGUUUAUCUUCAUGUGAAUUUACUGGCCAUGCAUAAUGGAGCAAAUAAAUGAUGUUUGUUUCUGUGUUGGUCAUAUUUUAGGUUAAUAGUAUUUUGGAACAUCCCCAAGGCCCUCUAAGGAAGCUCAGGACUGGUAACAAUGGAACUAAUAAAACAUUAAGACUUAACACUUCAUCUUCAAACACAAUAUUGUCACCUAGAGGUCAAGACUCUACUGCAGUAAACAAUAUACCAGUUAGUUCACCUGGAAGCAUUCUUGGUAGUAAUACUAAAAAGGGAUUGAAAGUGCCGGUACAUACAUCUAGACCUCAAACUUCACCAGAUGUAAUUACUGCAAAAACUCUGGCAAGCAGGAUGCAGAGCAAAACAAGGGCAUCAAAACAAAAGACCAGUGAUAAUCGUACAAAAUCUAACAGAUUGACUGAAACUUUGAAAGAAAAAUGUGAAGAAAUGCCACAAGAGGUUCAGGCAACUUGUGAAGAGAGUGAUAAGAGUUCAGAUGUUUUAUUUGUAUCAGCAUCUAGAUUAGGCAGUUAUAAUCAUUUGCCAGAAGUGGUUCAGCGAGACAACUCUACUGAAGAACUUUUUAAAGAGCAUCAAAAUACUCAAAAGCCGUCCUAUGCAGACAAGCAAUUAAAUGAAUCUUCACCACCAUCAAGAAACAAUCGUUAUGGUAAUGGCAUCAAAACUAGACUUUCAAAGCUGUUUAGUAAAGGGAACACUUGUAUGGAAGAGCCCAAAGUUGUUGAACCUCAAACAACUAGGAAUGAACUCAAAGCUCCUCAUUUGAUUCCAACACCCAGUGGAAUUCACAAGCCCACCAGGUUCUGAUUUUGUACUGUACAGUAACAGACUUAGCUCCUGUGCUUUAAAUUGUUAGGUAGAUGUGAAUGACUUGUGUCAAGGCAAUAGAUAUUACCAUUCAUAGCAAAUUCUUCUUCGUUUUCAUUGGCCUAGAGCCCACCUACUGUGUUUGGGUACAAGUAAUAUUCUGUUCAUGUGUAAAUGAAACCACGCUUUUCUCCUUCUUGUGAUCGCUCUUGCAUGAAAAUGGCAGAUCGCUUCGCUGACCAAAAAACAAACUUGGUGAUCAAAUAAUAAAACAAUUAUUGACCUCAGUUAUCACAAAAUAUCGUGAUUUAUCAGGGUCUCGCAGAUCAAUCAUUUGCCUCAGCCUUUGACUUCUGCAAAUAAUAUUUAUUGAUCUGCUCGCCACUGACAAAUCACGAUAUAUUGCUCAACCUGGUCCAAUAAUUGUUCAUUAUCUGCACCAUGCUAAGUUUGCCCAUUACAAAUCCUGGAGAAUUUUCAUUAGGAUACAAUCUGUUGUCCUGAUUUUGAAAUAAAGGGUGCAGGUUAGCAUGAACUGUUUGACCAAGUUUGGAAAUAGGCUCUUGCCUAUCUAUAGCACUGUUUGAUAUAAAAUAAUAAGCAAAAAAGGCAUUGAAAUUGAAGUGACUAUGGUAAAUGGUUACAGUCAAAGCCCGUUAAUACAGACACUAAGGGGGCCAUAGAAAGUGUCCAUAUUAACAGGGUGUCCGUAUUAAGAGGGUUGAAUUUAAAGAAAAUAUAAUGGCUUUCUUUCCCCAAAGACAAACCAAACUGUCUGUUAUAAUGAGGUGUCCGUAUUAAGUGGGUGUCUGUAAAGCAGGAUUUGACUGUACUUAAUUAUUAUCAUCUCCUCUUAUUUCAACAAACUAGUUAUUUAUUCUUGAGCAGUUUUUGCAAAUGUAUCAGUAGCUUGCAUGGUAGAGAUUAUAAAAUUUUUUUUUUUGCUAAUGUUUAUCAUACCUGCCUUAAACUGCACAGCAAGUUGGUUUUAGAAAACAUUUCCGGUUAAGAAAAUCUGUUGUUCUUUUGGAAUUUGCAUAACCUGGUUGAAGCUGGUUUUGCACCCAAAGUACACAGCUGCAUUUGUUUAUUAUGUAAUUGAAAAUAACGUAGUUAGGUCCUCUACAGCCUAAUUAUUGUAACACAACUGAAGGUUUUUUCAGAGUGACUGGUCAUCUGAUACCGUAUCUAAUUUUUUUUUUUAUGCAGGGAAGUGGUUCAUAUGUCCUUGGAUUUUGGUGAACAGGACAAAUCCCAUCUGAGUCUUUCUCAAGAGGAGUUAGUGGCAUCACACCACACACAGCUUGCUAUGGUAACAGGGCUUUGUCAGGAGGAAAUGGUGCUUUUAAAACAAAUUAACGGUGGACAGAAGGUAGAUGAAUUAUUUUUAGAUGAAAAUCUAAUCAGCAAAGUAUUGUCAUUAUUUUUUAAUGUUUGCAAUGAUCUCAAGUUCGAGGAGGACUCAGAAAAUCUCUGAUCACAUUGCACCUUUGUUGUUACGGAAAGAUGAAAAUUACUCUCUCACUUGUAAAACUCACUUAUAGUUUUCAUGCUGAUGUUCUUCCCAGUUUAAAAAAUACCUUGUAGGUUAUUGAUUUUUAGAACUUGCCUACUAGAACACCGGUCAUUCAGUGGUUAAAUCAGGAUUUCUGCAUUAUACAGUCAAACUCGCUUUAAAGACACCUGCUUAAUAAGGACACCUCAUUAUUACGGACAGUUUACUUUGCCCCCGGGGAUUGAAAGCCCUUGCAAUUUCUCUAAAUUCAACUGGCUUAAUACGGACUCUUUCUAUGGCAUUCUCAGUGUCCAUAUUAACAAGGUUUGACUGUAUGUUAUUAAUAGAUGUUCCACUAGGUUUUUUUGGUUGGGUAGCCACUUAUUUAAGUGCAUCGAAUGUCAACUAAUUUUUUUUAUAUUUAACAUUACACAGGAUUUUAGAGACUACAUCCUGCAGUUGAACGACAUCCUUACAAGGAAGGCAGCUUGUAUUGCAUCUUUACAAGAAAAGCUUUCUAAAUUUCCCUCACAAUGA